GUCAUCGAUCAACAACCACCUUUCCAAAUGCACACCUUCAUCACCGAUGUCAGAAACAAUGACGAGUACCGCUCAUACCUCGUACUAACGGUUUUUGCACCUAAAGUGGUAGAUGGACCAUCGAGGGUGACCCGCGUUUGGAGGCGGUACUCAGAGUUUAUCAAACUCAGAGAGUAUCUGGCGCGUGUGUACUCCUUUGUCAUACUUCCAGUUCUGCCACCGAAGAGGAUUAAUUCGACCGACGAGAAAGUGAUAAGCGUGAGGCGUUCUUCGCUGGCCUCAUACCUGCAACGUCUUCUGGACCACGAUUUAACGUCAAAGGAUACGAGAGUAUUAUUAUUUAUCACCGCCGAACCGUUUGACGCGGCUGUGCUCUUGGAAGGGAAGCCUCCUCGCUCGUUGAGCAUAUCUCUCACAAAACCUAUCGUUUCAGAUAGCGUAUCAGAAAUAGUCCGCAGCGAUUCGAAAGCAAUCGCAUUACAGACGGCUCUUUCCAAUGUCCUAAGACACCGAAGCUGCAGGUCGAAAUGUUUACAAGACCUCCGACAGAAUUUGGAGGUGUGUGGGGGAUUAUACCAAACCUGGGCCAAGGACGAAACUGAUCUAAGGAGUCCUUUGCAAACCAUGUAUAACUUGAUAUGCCAGCAGCCAGAGUUGAGAGGUAAUGCUAUGGGAUGCACGAAACGAAUGAGCGAGAAUUGCCGUAUGCUAGGAUCACUGAGGAAGGCUGUUGCUGCCUAUAGCGCAAAGUGUUCCGCUCAGCAAGAUAAAUUAGAGCAGCUAGUCCGUGCACAGAAGGACGUAGACGAUAUAAAAGCUGGAAACAAUCCGAGCAGGUUACGAGCACUGUUUUCAGGCCAGUCAUCAGUGGACGCCACCUCACAGCUUCUUCCGAAUGUACAGGCACACUUAAAAGAGGCGAAAUGUAUCUCAAAACGAGGCGAUGCCGAAUUAAAGAUCUACGAGCGUCAUGUGCAGUAUGAGAUAUACAAAUUCUUCUGGAGAAUGGAAUUGGACUUUAUGCAUGAAGCCCGAGAUACCUGCAAAGCCGACUUGAGCUUGUUAAAUAAGGAUUGUCCCCGUUGUUGA
This is a messenger RNA of Sphaeroforma arctica JP610, 1089 nucleotides long. RefSeq lists its product as hypothetical. Lineage: Eukaryota; Ichthyosporea; Ichthyophonida. Bases 28 to 1089 code for a protein of 353 amino acids. The transcript is spliced from 6 exons. Gene Ontology annotation, molecular function: phosphatidylinositol binding. The record is from RefSeq and is a predicted model, not a curated record. Gene Ontology annotation, biological process: protein transport.